AUGAGACGUCAACAACGUCCACGUUCCUCACCACCGCAAUCUCCGUCUUCAUCUUCAUCGGAGUUUGAGUUCAACAUCUCCAUCUCUCCUCGAAAAGCUUCUUCCUCGCUUUGUCCCGCCGAUGAACUCUUCUACAAAGGCCAGCUUCUCCCUCUUCAGCUCUCCCCUCGUCUCUCUCUCGUCCGUACACUCUGUUCCUCUUCUUCCUCCUCUGAUUACACUUCGUCUUCUUCCUCCGCCGCACGUGACUCCACCGAGUCUUCCUCCUCCACUGACUCCACGGCCUCUUUCCCUCUCCUCCGCCAUCCGCCGCUCGAUGGCUGCGACUCUUCCCGUCCUAGCUCCGUAACCGACGAGGAAGAUUUGUUCUUUAAGCCGGCGAAGAAGAACACUAGCGGUGGCGGCUUCUCACUCUCUAGAUUCUCCUCUGUUUUCAAGAAAGAACCCAAAACCGUCUCCGCCGCGGCUCCGUCGUCGGUGAAGAGAAUGAGCUCAACGGCGAAGGAAGUUAUCCGCAAAUACAUGAAAAAGGUCAAACCUUUAUACGACAAGCUGUCUCAGAAACAGAGCACCACCGUCGCAUCUUCGAAAACAGAGCAAUCAUCUCUCAAACAUUCCGGCAACAUCCGAGGAACCUCCGCCGUCGCCUCCUCCAUUCCGGCAGCUGCCUCCAGCGGCGGCGGGAUAUCGAUCUCUUUCUCGGGGAACCUGAUGAAAUACACGAAACGUGGACGAUGCGCGGCGAGCUGUCCGUCGUCGAUGAGGUCAUCUCCGAGUCAUUCAGGUGUACUGACACGUGGCGGGUUUCCGGGUCAAGGAGGAGGAGGUAGCUGCAGCAGCAGCAUCAACAACAGUAUGUCUUCUUCGAUGGAAGAGUUGCAGAGUGCUAUUCAAGGAGCUAUUGCUCAUUGCAAGAACUCAAUGAUGCAGAAGAAUAUGGUUAGUAGUCUUGAGAUCUAG
This is a messenger RNA of Eruca vesicaria subsp. sativa (arugula), 960 nucleotides long. NCBI's taxonomy places the organism in Eukaryota, Viridiplantae, Streptophyta, Magnoliopsida, Brassicales, Brassicaceae. The record is from the annotation of a GenBank genome assembly.